Oryctolagus cuniculus (rabbit) is the source of this 3956-nucleotide messenger RNA. RefSeq names its product cysteinyl leukotriene receptor 2 (gene CYSLTR2). The record is from RefSeq and is a predicted model, not a curated record. NCBI's taxonomy places the organism in Eukaryota, Metazoa, Chordata, Mammalia, Lagomorpha, Leporidae. Gene Ontology annotation, molecular function: leukotriene receptor activity. Gene Ontology annotation, cellular component: plasma membrane. Gene Ontology annotation, biological process: G protein-coupled receptor signaling pathway.
ACAUGGGGAGCAAGUGCACAGUGACUCCUGUUGUUGAUUUUACAAUUGACAGUCUUAUUUAUGACAUGACCCCAGGGACUCUUAAGUGCGGAUGGAAGGCAGUGUUGAUAUUAUUCGUGUCAUGUAAAUGGAAAACAACUUAGGAGAACUAAAAGCCACUUAAAAUCCCCAACUCUAGCCCAUCUAUCCUCUUGCUGUCUUGUGAAAGAUGCAGAUACAGACAUUAGCAGGGCAGGGCAGGUCCAGAGAGAUGGUCUCUAACUGGAAAUCUGCCCCCUGGUUCUCCAGAAGGAAGCCAGGGCAACUCCCACACCAGCUUCUGCAGAACGAUGACCCUCAGAUCAAAAGCUUCCUGGUUUUCUCGCUAUUGGCUGACACUGCUCAUAAAAUGUAAUUUGCUGUUUCGCUUUUCUCUUAAAUGAGCCAGUUGAAUUGGUUGGUGGAGAAAAGCAGGAGAGACAGAGAAGACAGAAGACUAGGCAGCUGGAAGGCAGAAAACGUCAGCAUGGAGAGAAAACUCAUGUCCAAGCCUCUGUCCAGCUCCAUAUCAGAAAUGGAACCAAAUAGCACCCUGAGCAGUUACAACAGUAGCAAGGACUGCAUGAUUGAUAACUUCAAGCAAGAAUUUUACCCAGUCAUAUACUUGAUAAUAUUUGUCUUGGGAGCCUUGGGAAAUGGCUUUUCCAUAUAUAUUUUCCUGCAGCCUUAUAAGAAAUCCACGUCUGUGAAUGUUUUCAUGCUAAACCUGGCCAUUUCAGAUCUCCUAUUCACAAGUACACUGCCCUUCAGGGCUGACUAUUAUCUUAGGGGCUCCCACUGGGUAUUUGGAGACCUGGCCUGCAGGAUUAUGUCCUACUCCUUGUACGUCAACAUGUAUAGCAGCAUUUACUUCCUGACGGUGCUGAGUAUCGUGCGUUUCCUAGCCACUGUUCACCCUUUCCGGCUUCUCCACAUCACCAGCAUCAGGAGUGCCUGGAUAUUGUGUGGCGUCAUUUGGAUUCUCAUCAUGGCUUCCUCGAUCGUGCUUCUGGGUACUGGCUCUGAGCACAAGGGCAACGUCACAUCCUGCUUUGAGCUGAAUCCUGGUAAGAUCAACAAACUGCAGACCAUGAACCACAUAGCCUUGGUGGUGGGCUUCUUGCUGCCGUUGUGCACCCUCAGUGUCUGUUACCUGCUCAUUGUUCGAGCCCUAUUGAAGGUGGAGCUCCCAGAAUCAGGGCUGCGGCUUUCUCACAAGAAGGCACUGAUCACCAUCAUCAUAGCCUUGAUCCUCUUCCUCCUGUGUUUCCUGCCCUACCACGCACUGAGGACCCUGCACCUGCUCACGUGGGAAGUGGGGAAGUGCCAAGAAACAUUGCACAAAGCCGUGGUCAUCACACUGGUCUUGGCAGCUGCCAACAGCUGCCUCAAUCCUCUGCUCUACUACUUUGCUGGGGAGAACUUUAAGGACCGACUAAGGGCUGUGCUCAGAAAAGGUCAUUCCCAGGAGGCAGAGACAAAGUUCAGCUUUCCUGUUUGUGUGUGGCUGAGAAAGGAAGCAAAGGUGUAAUGAGUUACUGGGUGAUGCCUGCUCAUGCACCAUUGUGUCCACCUCCAUGCACUUGACAUCUCCAAAUGACCUGGUGUUUACAGCCUUCCCAACAAACAUCCAAUCCCAACAUGAACUUGACCAUGACUUUUGUUGAUAAGACCUACUUCAAAGUGUCAUUAGGUAUAUUUUCAGUGGUUUGGGUCUGAUGAGGGAUACAGGAAGGAAAAGUCCUACAAGUCUUGCUCCCUGAAAUGUCAGAUUGGGAAAAAGUGCCAGGAACAGUAGGUCCUGCUUUUCAUCAGAUCCUGUACCAGAUCUCUGGCCCUUCGAGCCUUCUACAUUCGCAACCUGAAGGCAUACUCUAUAUCCAGGGUUCUCCCACUCCCCUUCCCUCCUCAACCCCUUGAGAUACAGCCAAAUAAGAAGCCCCUGGAGGCCCCAGUGCAGAUAAAAUGUGCUUCCUAAGAAUACAGGGACAGACUUCGACUAUGAAAAGAAAGGCUGCCCUAGAACAAAGCAAGCCAAGGCCCCAAACAAGGACAAUGAGAGGGAAAGGGUAGAAGGAUUGAGGCAAGAGAAAGCUGGUUGAUUGUAAGUAGGGGAAGGAGGACUUCCAUUUGGCUCUGGAAGGUAAGAAUGUUCCCUUUGCCACUCUUUUGUCUGAGGAACAGAAGGGAUAGGAGGAGUAGAAGACAGACCAGGGCAUUUAUCUAGGACCGGAAUAGGGAAUAGCUGGCCCUGCCAAAGCAAACACAAGCAAGACUCAAAAUUCAUUAAAUCUCUAGCAGGCUAAUUUUCCAGUUGAUCAUUUUGUAUGGUCCUUGAAUGAUGUUAGAAAUAUUCAAAUGGCCCUUGGCAAAAGUGUUUCCCCACCCUGCCGUAGGGCAUGGAGGCAUUGUGUGUGGAGCAUGGGAGAUGGAGGGUCGAGGAUGCACAUUGCCAUUCUGCUUUCAGAUUUGGGUUUGGACUGACUUUGCUGCAGUUCUCACUCUUGCCAGUUAAUCAUUUGUGAUGGGGGUCCAGAAGGCUCUAAGGGUUUGGGUUGGGCACAACAGGAAAGGGUAGGAAGGAGAACAAGUUACAAAGGUUGUUGUACUUCUAUAAACAUUUUGAGUAGUAUGAUGAUACCUUCCCUUUUGAUAGAAUGUAGAAAAGCAAUAGGUAGUGGGAGGAGAUCUUUUUGUGCACUGUCACAAGGAUAAGGACACCUCCAACCACCAACACCAUGACAUUAGAUUAAAUCAAGAGGGAGGACAACAUGGCAUAGGAGAAAGGGGAAGAGAAUUCUCAGAUGUUAGUGUGUAGCAGGGUCACACAGGUUGGAGCAGGAAUCCAAAAGGACUGUAGGAGGAUGUCUCCAAGGAAAAUAAGAAAAUACUUGAUUUGCACACCUUCAGAGUGAUUUAUAUUUCUUUUGGAGAGUUCGUGAUGAACUAGUGAUCAACACAGAAAAGUAAGCAACUGAAAAUUUAAUGCAGUUAUCAGAUACAAAAGAAAAAGAAAUUGCUGUAUAACAGGGAACAUUUAACCAUACACACUAAAUGGAUGAGCUGUGAAUAAUAUUUACAGAGAAUAAUGUCAACAGGGAAACACUAUAAUAUUUUUCAGAAAAUGAGGGGAGGAGAUUGUGUUGAGGGAGAGGUGUAAGAAACCUAAGUUCCCAUCUUCCAUCAUCAAUAACGCAUAACUAAAGCUGGGAUGAUGCAGAGUUACACGGGCAAGUAUGUAGCAAUAGGAGGAAAACACCAGAAGAAGUAGCAAAAAGAGUGGACAGAGAUUGCCUCUGGAGAGGAAGCAGGGAUGGGAAGAUAGGAUGCAGACUCUCUUUUCCCUUUUAGAGAUGUUUAGCUGUCAACCUUGUAUUGCUGAAGUUAAAUAAAAAUUCAGUUAAAGCUAAAAUCAGCUAAAAUUCAAAUUAGUAGACCAGGAUAAGUACCUGGCUUCUGCCAUCGGAUCAGCGCGGUGCGCCAGCCGCAGCGCACUGGCUGCGCCGGCCAUUGGAGGGUGAACCAACGGCAAAAGGAAGACCUUUCUCUCUGUCUCUCAAUCUCACUGUCCACUCUGCCUGUCAAAAAAUAAAAAAUAAAUAAAUAAGUAAAAAAAAAAAAACACACACAAAGGUGCUGGUGCUGUGGCAUAAUCGGUUAAGUCACUGCCCAUAGGCUCAGCUGCUCCACUUCUGAUCCAACUUCAUGCUAAUGACCUGGGAAAGCAGUGGAAGAUGGCCCAAAUCCUUGGGCCCCUGCACCUACAUGGAAGACAUGGAAGAAGCUCCUGGCUCCUGGCUUCGGCCUGGCCCAGCUCCAGCUAUUGCAGCCAUUUAGGGAGUGAACCAGCAGAUGGAAGAUUUCUCUUUCUCUCUGCCUCUGCCUCUGCCUCUCCUUCUCCCUCUAUGUAACUCUGCCUUUCAAAUAAAUAAAUAAAU